UUCAGCAGCCAGUUCGUACACACUCCGUCUAAAACUGCUACACCUGUAUUUACACCUGAAUGUUACACCUGUGUGAUAAGGUAGAAUCAAUAGGGAGCUACCUGUAUACAACACUAUACCUGCUUAGAUUGAAGUAGCAAUGGACGAUCUCUGAAGGAACAAUGAGUACGAAAGAGACUCUGUCUAACGGGGUGGUUCCCAACCCCCCGGGAUCCGACCGCUGGGUGGACAUCCAGCAAUCUACAUUUACGAACUGGGUUAAUGAACAGUUAAGUCAGUAUAGUGGUCGUUCCCUCACGGACUUAAGGACAGACUUGUGUGAUGGGGUACACCUUGUUGCCUUGGUGGAGACCCUCCAACUCAAGAAGAUUGGGCGAGUCUACAGUAAACCACAGGGUCAGAUUCAGCGGCUGGCAAAUGUCUCUUUGGCCUUGACCGCCAUUACAGAGGACAACGUUAAACUCGUCAACAUAGGUAACGAGGACGUCGUCAACGGAAACGUUAAACUCAUCCUUGGUUUGAUAUGGCAUCUCAUUGUACGGUAUCAGAUAUCCAACCGGAAAACCAAGUCUCCGCCAAAAAAACUGAUGAUGAACUGGUUCCGGUUAGCCAUCCCGGACUUGGAAAUCAACAAUUUCAACAAAGAUUGGGAAGACGGGAUAGCACUUCACGCCUUAAUAGAACGACUCAAGCCAGGAACAAGUCCAGACUGGAGAAAACUACACAGCAAGAACAAGGUAGAGAAUUGUCGCAGUGCCAUGCUACUCGCCAAAGAAAAACUUAACAUACCGCGGGUUAUCUCCCCUGAAAACUUUGCCAGUGGUGACCUUGACGAGCUGUCGGCCAUGACCUACCUGUCCUACUUUGUCAAGGUCGACUCACCUGGUUAUUAUGACACGCUAAACUGGGUGUGCAAACAACUACGAACAACCGCCAUCACCAACCUCACGACUGAUUGGAAUGAUGGUCGCCAUGUUUGUUCCAUUGUCCAUUCACUUGGAGGAGAAAUCCCAGGCUGGCCCGACCUUGACCUUAGUGAUCACGUGGGUAACUGGCAGAAAGCCCUCGAUGGCGGUAAAGAGCUCGGAGUUGAGCCCCUACUUAAAGCUAGUGAGAUGUCCGAUCCGAGCCUUGACCAUCUCACAAUGAUGGCCUACGUCGCCAGGUUUCAACAAGUGACCCCGCCAAAACGUGACAAGGACAAGGUCAAGGUCACAGCUAGUCUCAACAACACCAAGACGGGAAUACAGACAUCGUUCAGCGUGGAGGCAAUGGACCGGGCAGUCAAAACAGAUAAAGUGGAGGUGGAGGUCAAAGGUCCGAAGAGUCGUAUUGAUACCGAUGUCCAAUGGAAACUACUUAAAGCAAACUGCAGAUUUACACCGCGGGAGGUUGGGGAAUACCAGAUAUCUGUAAGCUACAACAAAGUUAUGGUCACUGGAUGUCCAGUUAAAUUUGCUGUGAAGGCUGACAUGUCCAAGGUCCGAGUACUGACCACUUCCACAGAAUGUACUGUUGGCAGCACACAGCAAAUACAGGUAGAGGUCAAUGAUACCAAAUAUGGUGUUAUCUCGCUGGAGAGUCACUCACCGUCCGGACAGGUAUAUGCUCUUCCAGCGGAGGAAAACCAAAAGGACGAGCUUUAUGUGGCUAACUUCCGUCCGAAACAUGUCGGACUUUGGAUGGUCAGGGCUUACAUGGACGGGGAAGAAGUUCCCAACUCACCGGUGAACUUUGAUGUAUCUGACCCGCAGAAAGUUUGGCUUUCCGUGCAGGGACGAGGAGUUGUGGACGAAGUAGUGUCGUGUCAUGUUGAUGUAAGCAACGCUGGAACGGGGAAGGUCACAGCGGAGGUAACACAUCUUGGUAAGCAAACAUUAUGUGACAUUGCCAAGCAGGAAGACGGGAAUUGGUCUAUCACGUUCACCCCCUCAUGUCCGGGAUCCUUCUUUCUAAAAGCUGCCUUCAAUGGCACAACCAUUACAGGAUGUCCGAAAUUAGUGGAUGUCGUGGACCCUGGUCAGAUAACGGUGACCGGAGAGGGUAUCUCCCGAGGCCUGAGUGGGAAGGAGUCCAGGUUCAUCGUAAACACAGGGGACCUUGGAGGAAACAUCGUCGUCAACAUCAGCGUGGGAGACACCGAGGUUAACACAAAGUGGGAGGAAGUCGGCUCCACGGCUCACCAAUUCUCGUAUACACCUCAUCAGACGGGGGUCUAUAGUAUUACCGUGCUAUGGAAUGACAUGAAUGUUGCAGGAAGUCCGUUCAAAGCCAAAAUUACAGACAGGUCAAAAGUGAGACUGAAAGACGAUCUGAGUGGGGACAAGGAUGAGAAUGAUUAUCUUGCCUUGGUGUGUGGGGCCGACACUGUUCUCCACUUCGACAUCAGUGAUGCUGGUCCAGGAUCCUUCAAUGCUGAAGUGCUGGCUCCUAGCGGCAAAUUGCCUGUGAAUCUUGACCAACCAGAUGAGGACGAAGUAGCGGUCAGUUUCAAGGCCAAAGAGGAAGGGGAUCACUAUAUACACUUGUAUUGGUCAAAUGUCCCCCUGGACUCGUCCCCUAUUCUCUCCUACUGUCCGGGACCCAUACUUCCGAUUGACCACACUAAGGUCAAGGUCACAGGAAAGGGAAUUAAGGAAGGUCGUGCUGGAGUUCGGAUGCAAUUCAUGAUUGAUGGUAAACUGGCUGGUCCAGGGGUGCCAAGGGUGGAACUGCAAGGCCUGAAAUCCAGUCCGACAGUUGACAUGAAAGCCUUGAAGUAUGACCGAUACCGCUGUCACUACACCGCCCCCUCCCCUGGGGCUUACCUUAUGUACAUCUACUGGUCCGAAACAAAGCUGAUAGGCGUUCCUUACAAGAUAUCCGUGUCCCACAGGGGAGCCGGGGGAAAGGUCAAGGUCUUAGGUCGCGGGUUAAAAGGCGGAUUCGUUGGUCAAGAGCUCCGAGUUAUUGUCGAUACAACAGUGGCCGGUUACGGCGAGGUAGAGGCAGGCAUGUCUGGGCUUUUACGACCAGCUCGAUGUGAUAUCUUGGACCAGCAGAAUGGAACAUACACCUUACGACUGUUUCCAACAGAGGCGUGUAGACACAGUCUCUCAGUGAGAUUCGAUGACGAACAUGUUCCAGGCAGUCCGUUCAGUAUUCCGGUCGGAGAACCUCCAGAUCCACGGAAAGUCCGAGUGUAUGGUCCAGGGAUACAGGAUGGACUGAUUCAAUCAUUUGAGAGCAAGUUUCUUGUGGAAACAUAUGGAGCCGGUGCUGGCCAGCUGGCAGUACGGAUCAGAGGGCCUAGAGGUGCUUUUAAAGUGGACAUGGAACGAGAACGACAAAACGACCGUACGAUUCUGUGUCGGUAUGACCCAUCCGAGCCUGGUCAGUAUGACGUCAGUGUCCGGUGGUCAGGACAACAUGUUAACGGAAGCCCAUUUUGUGUUCAAAUCUUUGAGACUCGUGAAGACCUGCAUGGAUAUCUGGAAUCCGAGAAGGGUAUUACUUUAACCAUGCAGAACGGAUAUGAAUGGACUGAAGAAGUAUAGAUUAUUUAACAACCUGCAGCCGAUGUUAAAACACUGAUUUUAUAUACAGUGGAAUCUUCGCUGUCAAUGUGUUUCGCCCCGGAGACCAGACGUAUGUGCCCAUAUCAAAAGAGAACCAUAUUUGUAUAGAUGUUAAAACAUCAUUGUAAAAUAAACUGUAUGAAUUUUAAAAAAAAGAAGAAGAAGUUUAUAUCAUUAUAAAUGAACUUACUGUAAACCAAGUCUUUGGUGGGGACUUUAUUUCGCGUUUUAAUGGAUAACAGCUUUUUUCGAGAUUUACAAUCCUCAAAGGGCUACUCUACCUGCGAUUGAAACGUUUCGUGACGAUUAAUUUUCGCGAAAAUAAUUCGGUUUACAGUAUGUCAUUAUAAAAGCUGUAGUUUGGAUUGAAGUUUUUUUAAAUGAUUCUAGCAUUAAUAUUUCCAUCAGGUAUACUUCCUCACAUUGUGUUUAAUCAUUCGUCAGUUUAUAUUUGAACAUCCUUUUAUCAGCCUGAUUCAUUGAAAUGUUUUCUUAUGGUAUUUGUAAACAUUGUCAUUUCUAAAUAUGUUUGAACAAGAAAUAUCGCAAUACGUUAUGUUUGCCUACAAACAUUAUUUAUUUUAUCAUUGACAUCAAUUUAAAUGAAAUUUAAAGUCACAGACGUACCAUUGAUUGAUGCUCAGCAAUUGCGCCAUUCAACACAAAGCACUAUGUUGUUUGUCUUUCACAAGACGACGAUGACCACGACGUUUUCUUUGGAGAGGCAUUUGCCGAUUAUAUCGGCUGUAACCAUAUGUCGCAGUGGAAUAGGGGGACUGUGAUACCAUGGUAUUCUUACCUCGUGUGGAUUUUCUACGAAUUUGGCCACCAUGUCUGGUGCAGAUUGAUUUUUUUGUAUACAGGUAGCAGUUAAUGCAAUAUCAUUCUUGGUUAGAAAACCCGUGUUUACAAAAUGUUAUAUAAAAACGUAGUGAAAACAGGACUUAAAUAAUAUCUUUAUAUGUAUCUACUGCAUUUUAAUGUACUGUAUAUGGUGCAUUUCUGAGCUGAGUGUAUAUGUUUGACGUUGUGGAAUAGAUACAAAGCGAGACUAAUAGAUAUGCCUGUGCGUGAACAUAUUUAUUUCAUUUUUUUCACAAUUUAUGUGUUUAUGAAUACAUAUUUUCAUAUUUGUAUAUUGAAUGCAUUUUAUCAUUCAAAGAAAAAAAUCGCUUUACGACACCAAUUCACAACGAUCGACCUGAAUCGAUCACUCGGGGGAGAAAAGGUCACAUGCUUUAAAUCGAUUUAACUUUUAAUAUUCACUAAAAUUAGGAUAUCAUUUAAUAUCACAUACAUGGCAUACUUGUUCGUCGAUGCCAGAAACUGCAUUCCUGCCAUGUUAUUUCCAACGUUAGGAAUUGAACGCAGGUCACCGCCUUUGUCAACUGAACCAAAGUAGUAUGUCGGUCUAGAGACAGAGACCGUAUUUAACACCAUGUACAAGCUAAACAAACUCGAAACUUUUAACUUUUACAAGUACAUGUAUGUAGUACACUGGUGUUCAUUGUCAUCAUAGAAAGCAGAGGUUACGUUCUCAAUAAGUUAUUCCCUUAAUAGAGAUCAUAAAUGAUUUUUACGAUGUCAUAUGGAUAUUUAGGUCUUGCAUGCAUGCAUACUACGUACGACAACUUGAGCGAAGUCUUCAAAGGAAAUUAUGACUAGAAUUGAAAAUAAAUCAUUUUGCAGUAUUUAAACAAGGUCGAGAAAACUGUCCGAACAAUUCAGAUACGAUGAAGAUGAAAUGUUGAUGUAGGAUUUUUAUUAUGUAAUGAGGGUUUUCGAGAAAAGGACUCGACAAGCAUUUUUUGAAUGUCGUACGAAAUGCCAUGAUUCUUACUGCCAUUAUAAUAUAUUGGUUAUUUGCAUAUUCCAUAAAAACCUAAAUGACCGUUUGAAUUCCAGUCGCAUACAUGUAGUUAGAGCUUUCAAGAUUUCCCUGAACAUAUGCAAUAUGUCGUUCCAUGGUGCUUUUUCAUACAGACAUGCCAGUAUUUUGAAAUGAUGUGUAUGCUUUGCGUUAUGUGGUGAUCAUAUCUUAUUUUCUGAACUAGAAGUGGCAGUGAAAGAGAACGAAAUAAUCUUGUUCCUAUUCCAGAGUUUUAUACAACAUUUUUUACAAAGACGAGUUCCACAAGGGAGACAAAUCCAACACAUCAGAUAAUUAAUUGUAACUUUACUUAUUUUACAACAUUUGCGAGACGAGUUAUAUCAAUUUUGAUUAUAUGAUUGGUAUGUAACACCAUCACUCAUUGGUCUAAAUGAGAUCACAUGACAUCAACUAUAUCCUUUGAAAUACCUCAUAACAUCAUCGUCAAGAUAAUAUAAGGUUUUGCCAGGUCAAUGGAAUGCUACAAUAACUUCUGCUAAAAAUGGAAAUUACGUCAUCGGUACUGAGAUAUUUUCUGACAAUGUUUAAUAUUCCUUUGAUAUUGUUUAGAUGGAUUUUUUCUGCAUUGUUGAUUAAUUAUUCAUUUCUUCUUUUAACUUUUUAAGGACAAUUCAUUAAAAAUCAUAUAAUGAAGUAAAUGCAGACUCUAGUUUCGAACACUCCUAUACAUCGACCUGUUUUCAGAUUAAUAUAAUGAUUUAUCAACCCUCGAAAUGCAUACAUUUGACCUGGCCAAUCAGGAAAGGGGAAAAAUCACAGUCAUAUAAUAUAUGGUUCUACGGACAUGACCUGGACAAUUCGGCCUCGGUAAAUAUUGUCCAGGUCAGGUCCGCAAAUCUAUGGAUUGUCCUUAACCGAAGUCUGUAUUUGUAUAUGUAUAAUAUUAAUAUCGCAUGCAUAUGUUGGUCCGGAUAGAGGAGUGCGAGGUCCUAGAUCAUUUGGAAAUGACAAAAUGCGGAAUUACUCCCCAGUAGUGCCCGACCUACCACAUCCCCAUUAGUGCCCGACCUACCACAUCCCCAUUAGUGCCCUAGGUUCGGAUAUAACCGGAACAAGGACGUAAAGCCCCAUCAACAAAUCAAUCAAGUGUGGGAGUAAACCUGAGUGCGCGUAAGAAAACCCACGUGGUUGGGCAUGUGACCCUUAACCUUUUCACGCCCGACUGGGGAAUCGAACCAUGGCCGCCUAGGUGAAAAGCAAGUGUGUUACCACUUUGCCUCCCGACCACCCAUACAGAUAAUUAGCGAUUUAUAUAAAACCUUGUAUAUACAAUACGAAAUAUCAUGAUAAGUAUAGAGCAGCUAUUGUUAAAGGAUUAGAUUUCAACAUGAAGAAUUGUAAAUUUCGGCCUAUGAAUAAUAAGAUAUAUCAAUAAGUAAUGUUCUCAAAGUAUUCAUCGACGGAAGGUAGUGUAGUGGUAGUGUAUAUGUAUAGGAGUGAAAGGGUUACGAAUGGAAAGACAGCGUAUAUAUUUACAUAUUGUUAUCAUUGUUUUCUAACGUUUCUACCAUUCGAUAAAAUUACGAAAAUUAUAUAUACUACUGGCUAAUAAAUGAAAUUAAGAAACAUUAUGAGCAAAAGAAAUUAAUCCUGUAUUUACCUAAAUCUUGUCAUAAAGCCGCGAUAACAGGGUGCGUUGUAAACUAACGAAAAAAUGUACACUUCCGUGUGUUUGUAAUGUCGUUGUAAAAGUAAGAUUUUAUAAAGUUAGAAAUAAUCGUCAGUAAUAAAAUUUGUUCAAAACAAUAA
Pecten maximus is the source of this 7197-nucleotide messenger RNA. RefSeq names its product filamin-A-like. Bases 162 to 3536 code for a protein of 1124 amino acids. Gene Ontology annotation, biological process: actin cytoskeleton organization. The record is from RefSeq and is a predicted model, not a curated record. Lineage: Eukaryota; Metazoa; Mollusca; Bivalvia; Pectinida; Pectinidae. Gene Ontology annotation, molecular function: actin filament binding. The transcript is spliced from 20 exons.